Molecule: messenger RNA, 1250 nt
Organism: Danaus plexippus (monarch butterfly)
Lineage: Eukaryota; Metazoa; Arthropoda; Insecta; Lepidoptera; Nymphalidae
Gene: CPR41
Product: larval cuticle protein LCP-30-like
Exons: 6
Coding region: 69-1124 (351 amino acids)
Source: RefSeq, a predicted model, not a curated record
AUAUAUAUAUAGGCAUUGGUCUAGCAGAAUACAGCAUUCAAGUCGUCUAGCUGUGUACACCAACAGCAAUGCGUUGCUUAGUGAUCCUCUGCAUGGUGGCUUCGGCUGCCUGGGCAGCUGAAGACAUAUCAGUUGAUUCUGUUGCUGAAUCAAGUCCAAGCCCUUCCGUUAGUCCUUCAGUAAGUCCUUCGGUAAAUCCUUCCACUAUUCAACCCGCGAGUCCAAGCCCUAGUCCCACACCAUUACCAAUUAGCCGCGCUAUUGCUACAGCGACAGCGUAUAACCCUUACCGGUACAACGUUGCUAGGGUUACGACCCCUCGUAAUGAUCCCGGACGCUAUAACCCCGGGCGUUACGAUCCUGGACGUUAUGACCCCGGACGCUACGACCCCGGUCGCUACGACCCUGGUCGCUACAACCCAGGAAAGUACGACAGCUCAGGACGCUACAUUCCGGACCCCAGCGGUGCCUACAAUGGAGAUCGUGGUGACAGAGGUGGUGCGGGAGGCAAAUAUUCCGGCUCUUCUGAUAGGGGAGGUCCAGGUGGAGCAUACUCUGGUUCUUCUGAUAGAGGAGGUCCAGGUGGUGCAUACUCAGGCUCAUCCGAUAGAGGCGAUGCUGGUUCUUAUGUACCUGAUAAAUCAGGAGUUUACAAUGGUGACCGUGGCGAUCGUGGUCAAGCUGGCGGAUUUUAUUCAGGUUCUGGAGACAAGGGUGGGGGUAAACCUGCGGGUGAAAACGUAAGUCCAAGUCCUGCAGUGUCUCCUGCUUCAGUUUCUGCUGCAGCUGCCGUAGCGAGUAGUCCGGUGGUAGUUAAGCCUACACCAGCCUAUGUAGCCCCUGUUAUUCCCAAAGUGAAUCCCAACUCUGGCGACUUCAACUAUAAAUACUCCAUUAUCCGACAAGAAACCGACGUUUUCCCCGAUGGUUAUCACUACUUGUAUGAGACUGAAAAUACAAUCCUUGCGGAGGAAGCCGGAAAGAUUGAAAAAAUUGACGGUGAAUCUGAAGGUAUGAGGGCUAAAGGAUUCUUCCAGUAUGUUGGACCUGAUGGUGUAACCUAUAGAGUUGACUAUACUGCCGAUGAAAGAGGUUUUCUACCUAGCGGAGCUCACCUGCCGUAAGGAGUCUAGUCUAUUUAAGUAGUUGUUUUAUUUUUAAGUAUAUUACGAUGGCAAUAAUUUUGUCGAUGCAUGUUAUUUCGAUGUUUUUGUUAUAAAGAAAAAAAUAUUAAAUAUUGAAUACAUAAA